This is a messenger RNA of Pochonia chlamydosporia 170, 1053 nucleotides long. RefSeq lists its product as hypothetical. The record is from RefSeq and is a predicted model, not a curated record. Bases 1 to 1053 code for a protein of 350 amino acids. NCBI's taxonomy places the organism in Eukaryota, Fungi, Ascomycota, Sordariomycetes, Hypocreales, Clavicipitaceae. The transcript is spliced from 6 exons.
AUGUCGAGCCAGUUAAUAUCCUACACGAGCGUCGUCGUCAGCGGUCCCAACGAUAGCAAUAACCCCGACGGUAACCGGGUCGCCGAAUUAAGGAGCACUACAACGAUACUGCUCGUUCUCGCUCCCGUAUUUGUGGUUUUGCGCUUUUGGGCCCGCUCUUCGACCAAUACUCGUUAUGGGCGUGAUGACUGGAUGAUGGUUGUCGCCCUGGCAUUCGUCUUUGUUUUAGGAGCCCUCAACUAUUCUGCGAUUGCCCACGGGCUGGGAAAGCAUAUUCACACAUUGCCAUUGCAUGACGCAAUCGCUUUCUUUAAAAUCCUCUUUGCAUUUGAAUGUAUAUAUAUCACAGCGGUAAUGGCCAUUAAGCUGUCCAUUCUCGAGAUGUACACACGGAUCUUCGGUCUCUCAUCGCGGAUGUUCAACAUCUCAGCAAUUAUUAUAGCCAGCACCAUAGUCACAUGGUGGACUAGCAUUCUUGCCGUCUGCAUAUUUCAGUGCAACCCAAUCAAAAAGGCUUGGUUGCCAUGGAUUGAGGGAACAUGUAUCAACCUAAAAGGCUCUUUUAUCGGCAAUGCUAUACCGAACAUCCUGACAGACGUCGUGAUGCUUUGCAUGCCGGUUCGACAAGUUUGGAAGAUGCAUAUUGCUCUGCUCCAGAAGUUAUCCCUCUGCUUCAUGUUCCUGCUUGGUGGCUUUGUUCUGUUUGCCAGUGUAUACCGCUUUACAACUCUCAUGCAAUUCGACACUAGAGACACAACGUGGACGCUUGCUACGGCCUGCACAUGGUGUAUCGUGGAAGUCUCGUGUGGGGUUAUUAGCGGCUGUUUACCAACCUUACGGCCGCUCACAGUCAAGGUCUCACAUAAAUUCGGUCGUUUGGCCAGUAUUGAGGCAGGGCAGAGUGACGGAAAUCCCCAACAUAGUGGACCGGCCGAGGUCGUCACUAUCGGAAGCGCCGAGGACAAGGCAUUGCGUAAGGAGAGACGCCGCGAAAUCAUGGGUACUACAGACACAACUCCUGGCUCACAAGACGAGCUGCCGUUAAUACUUUAG